GUCUGGAAUGAUGGUGGGGAUUCGAAGUGGAGCUGGAGCUCAACCGCACACCCAAGACGAGAAUCUAGUCGAAGAGCAUAGACCUAAUCCCGAAAGCUCCGAAGACGACGACAACGAGGAAGGAAUUCCUCACACUUCACCGUCCAAAUCCACGAUUGACCCAACCAUAAGAUCACUCGACCACCGUCGAACUCUAAGCCAACAACCCGAUGACCAAUCGCUACAGACUAGGCAGUUUAAAAGACGAAGAAUUGGGUCUGUAACCAGUCUUGGAGAUGUCUUAAGUUCUACCAUAAACCCAGCUAGAGCAAGAAUUUCUCGAAAAGAAAGUUCCGGUUCAAGUCCCGAGGAUAUCUAUGUGCCCGCAGGGCUUGUGAAUAGCCUUAAUGCCGCACUGAGAAAGGGACUCGAAGGCUCGCAACCUGGGGUAAGCCAAGUAAAUGGAGAGACCAACGGGCGAGAUAACGGGUACGAUCACGCCGACCACGAUCAUGAAAAUAUCGAUGAACAAGAACAAGAAGAACAAGAAGAACAACAAGGCCAUGUCGUUGCGAACGCGUCUAGAGACGACGAAGCUAUUAGCGAGGAUAAUGCGGUUGACCGGCCAACAACCGUUUUAGAGCCAGAGCAUACCGUUCAAGAUAGCCUAGCAGAGGAUCAGGUUCAAGCGGAUGUAUGGGAUGUACCUGUUUCGCCAGAAAAAACACGAUCUCUCAAUCGUCCUGACUCGACUAGCUCCUCAAGAGAAUUGUCUCGGCAAGACGGGCGUACUAAGAGUCUUGCGUCGCGACAUUGUUCCGAGCCAAUCCCGUCUUCCCAACCAGACAGACGCAAGACCGAUAAAACCCUGCGAUCUUCAUCUCAAGGUGAUCGCGCCCCUUCAUUGGCGCCGGUACAAUCGGAGGGCGAAGCUGAGCUGCAGGAAGAGAUAGGGGAAGAUGUUGAAAGUGAUGAGACUUUCAAACACAUUGACGGGUCCUCUCAAAGCGAAGAAUAUCUGUCAGAUAUUGGCCUACCUACCGAGGAAAGCUUCGCUCGAGACGUCGCUAGCUUUAAAUAUCAAUAUCCCGAAGGGUUUGAAGGGGAUGAAACCUACGAAGGCCCUCCCGAAGACGAUAAAAUUGCUACGCAUAUUGAUUCCCAUAGGCUCAAAACGGCUCUUCAUCUUAUGCGCCACAAUGCUUGGGGUGGAUUUAGAAAGGGAUGGCGUCAGUGGUCUUUUGAUAUUAAUUCCCCAGAGACUAGAUCUGUUCGAGUUCUUCUCAAGUUACUGACGAAAUUUGAGAGACUACUUGCGAUGGUCCCAAGAGCACACCAACUUGUGGAGCAGAACAAAUUCUUGAACGAAUAUAGUAAUAUCCUCAGCUAUUACUUUUCGGAGAUCAAGUCUGUCCUCAAGUGCAUCCGAGAGAAACGCGAGAAGCAAGAAUCAGACAACACAAAACUACAUAGUGAUAUUAUCUCACACGCCAUACCUAUGUUGUUUCAUGUUUUAGCAUCUGCAUGGGAAUUAGGUGGCCAUGAUUGGAAACAUACAUCAUUCACAAUCUCUACCAUUGAGUUACUUAUGAGGACACUUGGUUGGAUUGGACUGGUGUAUCGUCCGCUGUUUAGAAGGCUGUCGCGACAGCCGCUUAAUUCACCAAAAGGCGAAUCAAAAACACGACGAGUCCAAAGGGAGAAACGAGAAGAGCUCGAGGAGAUUCGCAAAGAUUUAUGCCGAAUAACCGGAGAGGGUAUAGAUGCGCUUGGGCGAGAAGAGCAUCGACAAAAUCAGGAGCGUCAAAUUCAAGAAGAAAACUUGAUACGAGAGGAGGAGCUCAUGGCCCAGCGGAGGAAGGAAGAAGAAGCAAUGAUGAUAUCUAUCAGAGAACGUCAACGGAGGUCACUGCUUUCCAUUCGAGCCAUCCGCACGCCACUGUCGGAAUCGUCUAGGCCGUCCUCCAGGCAAAUGUCAUCAGUGCAUGAAGCACCACCACAAGAACCAGCUCAAGUACAAACAACCCAGUUACAGCCGUCUCGCCCGGAUAAUAACGACUGGUCCCUUGAAGAGAAGACGUUUCUCUUCAAGAAAAUACAGGAAUCCUAUCCUGAUCUGGUGGACCUAGACGAUGUUAGAUGGGAAAUUAAUAGAACCCUCGAGGAGACAGAGGCUAUGGCAGAAGAGCUUUUGGGACUGAUGCUAAAAGCUGUACAUCCAGACCAAGCUGUGGCAGACAGAGAUGCACAUAUUCAUGAAAUUAUGCAGGCUUACAGGCGUACCUGGGGACACGAGAGAUGAAUGACUUUGCUGAAUGAGACAUCAUGAUACCUGGGUGCGAUAUUUACAUGUUAUAGCUACACAGAUUCUAAACUUGAAUUAUAUGAUCAACUGCAGUAUUUUCUGGGGAAGUUGAGCUACUA
Annulohypoxylon maeteangense is the source of this 2403-nucleotide messenger RNA. RefSeq lists its product as uncharacterized. The record is from RefSeq and is a predicted model, not a curated record. Bases 8 to 2281 code for a protein of 757 amino acids. The transcript has a single exon. NCBI's taxonomy places the organism in Eukaryota, Fungi, Ascomycota, Sordariomycetes, Xylariales, Hypoxylaceae.